Messenger RNA from Mycotypha africana, 1439 nucleotides. RefSeq names its product kinase-like domain-containing protein. The transcript has 3 exons. Gene Ontology annotation, molecular function: ATP binding; protein serine/threonine kinase activity. Bases 27 to 1382 code for a protein of 451 amino acids. The record is from RefSeq and is a predicted model, not a curated record. Gene Ontology annotation, biological process: negative regulation of glycogen biosynthetic process; intracellular signal transduction; protein phosphorylation. NCBI's taxonomy places the organism in Eukaryota, Fungi, Mucoromycota, Mucoromycetes, Mucorales, Mycotyphaceae. Gene Ontology annotation, cellular component: nucleus; cytoplasm; cytosol.
AAAAAAUACAAGAAUUUUUGUUUGUAAUGGAUACCUACACUAAGAUAACCUCUCCAAACAGUGAUGCUGCUUCUCCAAUGAUCGAGCAACAACGUUAUGCGAAUGAUGCCUUCCAGAAGCAGCAACUGCAACAGCAACAGCAAGAGAUCAAUGCUACUGUUUCUGAUCGAGCUCUUAGAAACCAUCUGCUCAACCCUUCUUUUCUAAGAAAAUAUACGCUGGGCCAUCAAGAAUUGGGCCACGGUGGUUUUGGAUUCGUUGUCACUUGUUUUGAAAAACUGACGGGAAUAGAAAGAGCUGUCAAAUUUAUUGUCAAAGAUAAACUACCUUCUGUCAACUGGGUCCAGUGCCCUUUAACGGGAAAUGUGCUACCGCUAGAGAUAUAUGCGUUGAAAUCAGUGAAGCACCCUAAUAUAAUUCAGUUUCUUGAUUAUUAUGAGGACCCUAUCUACUUUUAUCUGGUGAUGGAAAUACAUGGCUCACAAUGGCAGCACCAAGAAGUAGAAUCGAUAACUACAACUAGCUCUUCCGAGACAAAUGUCUCUUACGCUACAACAUCAGACUUGUCUGACCAUCCUCCACCACCUGAAUUAUCUGAAUCAAAAUCGACUACCACCAUGGCCAGUGGCCGGAGCAGCAAUAGUAGCAGCAGUAUGAUUAGCAGCAGCAGCAGCAGCAACAGUGACAAUGAUGAUUUUGAUGAAUUUGAAGCAAAAGAUAAUGAGAGUGAUGAAAUGAGUAACAACCACAUGCAUUACAAAGCAAAGUCAGAUACGAUAAAUCGUUCGCCCAUGACUUCUUCCGUUCGACAGUUUGUAAGACGCACUUCUUGCGACUUAUUUGAAUGUAUUGAACAGCAUAAACAAUUUGAAGAGCCCUUAGCCAAAUACAUCUUUAAGCAAGUAGUGGACUGUGUUGCCUAUUUAGAGUAUGUAGGUUUGUGUCAUCGAGAUAUUAAAGACGAGAACAUUGUUAUAGACAAAGAUUACAAGGUCAAAUUGAUCGAUUUCGGUUCAGCUGUUCUACUACCUAAGGAGUACACCGACGCUCGUCAUUAUUUCACUCGCUUCUAUGGCACACUUUCAUUUGCUUCACCCGAGAUUCUUUUAUCGCAACCCUACAAAGCAGAACCUGCAGAGAUUUGGUCGCUGGGCAUCUUACUGUUCACAUUGAUCUUUGGCGAGAUACCCUUCCCGGACACGCAAUCCGCUUUGAGGGGUUGUAUGAUUCAACCGCGUUCUGCAUCCACAGCAUCCCCACCCUUAGUUGAGACUAUCUCUCUAGAAUGCCAGCACUUGAUACAACUUUUAUUGCAAAGGGAUCCAGAGAAAAGACCUACCAUCCAUCAAGUAUUAAAUCACCCUUGGUUCAAAAGACAUUAACAGAGAACACCGGUGUGCUGCUUGUCGAUGAACAACUAUGCGAAGAGCCUAUUAUAC